This is a messenger RNA of Pangasianodon hypophthalmus (striped catfish), 4023 nucleotides long. Its product is annotated as phosphatidylinositol-binding clathrin assembly protein. Gene Ontology annotation, molecular function: phosphatidylinositol-4,5-bisphosphate binding; 1-phosphatidylinositol binding; clathrin heavy chain binding. Gene Ontology annotation, biological process: clathrin-dependent endocytosis; synaptic vesicle budding from presynaptic endocytic zone membrane; clathrin coat assembly. Gene Ontology annotation, cellular component: synaptic vesicle; clathrin-coated pit; clathrin-coated vesicle. The transcript has 19 exons. The record is from RefSeq and is a predicted model, not a curated record. The coding region runs from base 1650 to 3353 and encodes 567 amino acids. NCBI's taxonomy places the organism in Eukaryota, Metazoa, Chordata, Actinopteri, Siluriformes, Pangasiidae.
GCAUCACAGUUAUCCACUGAAGUUAUGUUUGUAAUUUUUGCUUGUUUUUGGUCAAAACCUCAACUAUGGUUAAUUUUAGAUGUAUGAAAUAUGAAGGCUGCAAAGGUUUUUAAAUGGAGCUAGGACAGGCGGUGGUGCAAACUGGCCUGAUGUUAAAUUCCCCCAACAAAAAAUAUAUAUAUUUGGAUUAUUUUUUAUAAGACUUUGAAUGUGGAAACAAAGUUACUUAUAAGUGUUUAAAUGUGGAAACAAACCAGGACACAGUGUUAUUUGCUUUGUAGGAUUAGGAAUCUAGUGUGCUAAACGUAAGAAGCACACAGGAAGGAUGACAGGAAUAAGCCGGGGCAGUGGGGUUGUACAGAGCAGGUGAGUUUGUGUUUAGUUCACCUGAUUUAUUUGUGCUACAGUGAACAAGGUCUUGCUUAUUCCAAAUACACAAAAGCUUGCAAAUUUUUAAAUGACUACCAGAACUCCAGUAUGUAUGUAAUAAAACCGAGCUAAAUGGGGCAGUGUGCAUGCUGCCCCACGAUUGCGCAAUGACCAGAUCAAUGGAACAUGAGUUUAUAUCUGUUAAAUAGAAAGAAAUUAACAUUUAUUUAAAUAGCAUUGUUUUUGUUUUUUCUUGGCUCACUGCUGAUAUGCUGUAUUUAUUGACUUUAUUUAUUGUGCCACAUUCAUGUACAUGGAAAUGAACAGUUUGGAAGAUGCAUAAAGGCUGGAAUGGAGAUGAAUAAAGGACUUUGAAACCACAUCCUGUAAAUGAAUUGGUGAUGCAUGUCCUGUGUGUGAGCUAUAAAUCUGGGGAUGGAUUAGCUGAGUUUUAUAGUGCAUAGUGAAUAUUUCACUUUAAGAUGCCCACCCCGGAUAGACAGACCCCCUCCUUCUCUCUCCUCCUCCUCCUCUUUCCCAGGUCACCUGAUUCUGCCAUUUUGCGCUGAGCAUCCGGCUCUGAAUUGGAGGCAAACGCUGGAGUUGUGCGUCUGUGCCAUCAGGAUGCUGAAAUGCUGAAUUUGCAUGCGUAAGGAGCUUGGUGUGAGACUGGGAUUUGGAACCUCAUGAAGCAGGCUGAAGGAAUCUGACAAUGAUACUGAGUAGCUAGCCUUAUCCUGAUCCUGAUCCUGAUCCUGAACGUGAUCCUGAACCUGAUCCUGAACCUGAUCCUGAACGUGAUCCUGUUGUGCUCUGCGGCUUGCUGAGUGUACCGGGCGUCCUUCUGCUGCUGCAAGCUUCACCUCAUCAACUCACCUGCAAGAAGGAGAAGGACAAGAAGGAGAAGAAAACGUAAAUCGUAACGACUGGAGCAGCAGUUACAUGGUUAACCGGCGGCGCGGGAGGGUAGCAGUCACCAUAGUGAUGUCCUAUUGCGGGUUGUAACGCAAGGGCUGCUUCAAUUAACCGCAUUUCGAUCGCUCCUCACUUUCGGAUCGUUUGGGGGGCUAUUCAGCGCGCGCUCGUUCGUCCUUGAUCGGCACGUCGUUCAUCUGAAUGUCAGCGCAUCCUGCCGAUCCCUGCACACAUCCAGUGCGCUCUCCACCCCUGCAGUGAAUACGUCCAUUGAUUGAAAGGCGAUCUCUCUCUCUCUCCCUCUCUCUCUCUGUCUCUCUCUCUUCACACACACACACACACACACACACUCAGAGGAGCUGAUCAUGUCGGGACAGUCCAUCACGGACAGGAUCGCCGCGGCGCAGCACAGCAUGAGCGGCUCGGCCAUCAGCAAAGCAGUGUGCAAGGCCACGACGCACGAAGUCAGCGCGCCCAAGAAGAAGCACCUUGACUAUCUGAUGCAUUGCACCAAUGAGCUGAGUGUGAGUAUACCUCAUCUGGCUGACACGCUGAUUGAGAGGACAUCCAGUCAAAGCUGGGUUGUGGUGUUCAAGACCCUUAUCACCACACAUCACCUCAUGAUGUAUGGCAAUGAGAGGUUCAUCCAAUACCUUGCGUCAAGAAGCACACUCUUUAACUUGAAUAAUUUCAUAGAUAAAGGGGCAUUACAAGGUUAUGACAUGUCCACCUACAUCAGACGAUAUAGCAGAUAUCUUAAUGAACGGGCAAUUUCCUACAGGCUGGUAGCAGUUGACUUCACCAAGAUGAAGAGGGGGAUUGAUGGGGUGAUGCGCACCAUGAGCACAGAGAAGCUGAUGAAGACCCUCCCAAUCAUUCAAAAUCAGCUGGAUGCCCUUCUGGACUUUGAGGCCAGCUCUAAUGUACUGACCAAUGGUGUGAUCAAUGGUGCCUUCAUGCUGCUUUUCAAGGACUCUAUCCGCAUCUUUGCUGCUUACAAUGAGGGUGUAAUUAACCUUCUAGAGAAAUAUUUUGAUAUGAAGAAGAACCAGUGUAAAGAAGCCCUGGAAAUAUACAAGAGGUUUCUUAUCAGGAUGACCAAGCUCUCAGAGUUUCUCAAAGUGGCAGAGCAAGUUGGAAUUGAUCAGGUUGACAUCCCAGAUCUCUCACAGGCCCCAAGUAGUCUCUUACAAGCUCUUGAACAACACCUGGCCUCUCUGGAAGGCAAGAAAAUCAAAGAGCUCUCCUCCAUCAACAGGGAUGAGAAACAGCAGGCUCAGGAGGCCGAGGGCAACAGAUUACAGCCUACAAAGGGAGUACAGCUCAAAGAUAUUGGCAUGCAGACCCCAACAGUGUCUCCCAGCGGGCAGUCCGUGGGCAGUGCCAACAGCAGCUGCACCAGUAGUGGUGCUACUGAGCUCCUCUCCAGUCCACCAGAUCUAUCCAUCACAAACGGUGUGCACAGUUUCACCAGUGAUCAUUUCGACCUCCAACACAACCUCACCGCCCCUGUUCCGACUAGCACCCUGUCUGCCAAUAACAACGGCUGGGGAGGACCCCUACUCAAGCCCACUUCACAGGUCCACGGCCAAGGCACACAACUCCAUAACGGAGGAAAGUUACUGACUAAUGACCUGGACUCCUCUUUGGCCAACCUAGUGGGCAAUUUGCACUUUGGAGCACCCCUGGCCAAAAAUGAAGUUGUUCCAUGCUUUCUCGUUAGGCCAGAGAUGCAGUGGACCCACCUGGAGAAGAAAACCACAGGAGGAUCUCACUGGCAGUCUAAAGCCAUGAGUGGCACCGCACCGUGGGGACACACACAUCUGGCCCCUGCCCCUAUUCCUGUGCCACAGAUGAAUGGAAUGAUUUAUACUGGCUAUGCACCAGCUCCGGUAGCAUUUCCAAUGACAACCCCCCAAGUGCCUGUAUAUGGGAUGAUCCCUCCUCCCAUGGGCCAGAUGAGUUCAGUGCCCUUGAUGGCACCCCAGCCUGUGAUGUACAACCAGCCUGUUCUCCGCACCACCAACCCCUUCACCCCUGUUCCUGGGACUCAGAUGCACUUCAUGUAGCGCUAAGGAGAGUGUCACACUGACAGUAGCGCCAGAGGAAAAACAUCAACCAACCCAAAACCAAAUAUGACAACGGAGAUGUGAGAAUUGGUUCAGAGACUGACAUGUUCAUGUGCCAUUUUUGCCCCUUGAGCUGUGUGUUUGUAGCAUCCCCUGCCCCGAGAGCAUAACAUAGUCCUGUCAUUUUACACGUUCUCUUUAAUUUCUUAAGUGUCAGAUCUAGUGUUUCUAGAUGGCCCUCUUAGAUGAUGUCACUGGCUGAAUGCGAAUGGAGUGACAAUGUAUAGUGAUUUGCGGUGGAAUGAAACAAUGUCAUGAUGUCAAGUCCCCUGCCCCUCUAUUUCCCCCCGGUCGGAGAGUUUGUUGUUGUAAUUGUGUGCACUUGAAUCUUUAAUGUUUAUAAUGUCUAAACCAAGCCACGGUUUUGUAUGCACAUUGCCUGAAUAGUGUUUCAAAUCAACCACUGUCAAUGUUGAUGAUCGUGCCACAAUUGCUGGCCUCCUGAAUUCUUGAGUCCUGGAGAAAUGUGUACAGGUCACUUUUGUACAUUUGUCUUGUCCCUGAACAUUUUGGACUUCACCUUACAAGUUGAAGCUGUUUAUGCAUACAGUAACUUGUAACAUUUCAUUCAGGUAUGGUUAAGGUAUGGCUGUAUGGAUUAAAAAACAAA